UCUAACGGAGCUGCUUUCACUAGACAGUGCGAUCAGUGCCAGCCAAACGGGCGACAAAGCGGGCCAAAUCAGUGGAAUACAGUGGAUAAGCGGCAGAGACUCCUUGCAAAAUGAAAGUGCUCAUACUUCUUGCGCUGUUGGCCAUUUCCUGCCAAGGACAACACCACCAUCAGCACCAGCACCAAAAUGUGAACAACAUUCCACGCGAUGACAAGCCAGAUCAUCAUCGCCAUGAAGAUCUCAGAGAGACCAGCACCUGGAUACCCAUAAUCAAGUACAAUAAGGAGCAGAGUGACGAUGGAAGCUACAAGACGGAAUACGAGACGGGCAAUAGCAUCAUUCAUGAGGAAACCGGUUUCCUCAAGGACUUCGACACUAAUCCAAAUGGAGUGCUGGUCCAGCAUGGCCAGUACUCUUACCAAUCUCCGGAGGGAACUCUCGUGAAUGUGCAGUACACGGCAGACGAGAAUGGAUUCAGGGCCACUGGCGAUCACAUUCCUACUCCGCCGGCCAUUCCCGAGGAGAUACAGAAGGGAUUGGACCAGAUCUACGCCGGCAUUAAGCUGCAGCAGGAGCGUCUGGAGCAGAGGGCCAAGUCAGAUCCAGACUUUGCGAGAAAACUGGAGGAGCGACGCGUGGCCAACCAGAAUGGCCAGUACAUCGGUCUGCUGGAGAACCAAUAGAGCCAAUAGAUCCGCCCAAUAGAACCGCAUUCCAUUCCCCCACCGAACCGAUGAUCCUGGAAACGUGACUCCUUCGCAUUCUAUAUCAACAACAACAAGACUGUGAUUUCACUCUGCAAGCUCUUCCAAAUCGCAUUACCACUCUGAAUGAUAAUCGUUUAAUAACUCUUAAAUUUCCCACUAAGUACCAUAAAACCAACAGACAGGGGCGCUCAAUCAAAUUAAUAAUAUUUUAUUAACGAGUGUGAAAGUUUCGCUGCUUUGAAACAAUAAAAGAAAACUAACGUUUCCAUUAUGCCGAACCGA
Molecule: messenger RNA, 989 nt
Organism: Drosophila yakuba
Lineage: Eukaryota; Metazoa; Arthropoda; Insecta; Diptera; Drosophilidae
Gene: Cpr49Ah
Product: endocuticle structural glycoprotein SgAbd-2
Exons: 2
Coding region: 111-683 (190 amino acids)
Cellular component (GO): chitin-based extracellular matrix
Molecular function (GO): structural constituent of chitin-based larval cuticle
Source: RefSeq, a predicted model, not a curated record